Messenger RNA from Micropterus salmoides (largemouth bass), 3611 nucleotides. It is a transcript of the gene klf15, whose product is annotated as Kruppel-like factor 15. NCBI's taxonomy places the organism in Eukaryota, Metazoa, Chordata, Actinopteri, Centrarchiformes, Centrarchidae. Gene Ontology annotation, molecular function: RNA polymerase II cis-regulatory region sequence-specific DNA binding; DNA-binding transcription factor activity, RNA polymerase II-specific. The record is from RefSeq and is a predicted model, not a curated record. The transcript is spliced from 3 exons. The coding region runs from base 464 to 1858 and encodes 464 amino acids. Gene Ontology annotation, biological process: regulation of transcription by RNA polymerase II.
UAACCCUGUAACGCACACGGACAGUCAUGUGACGGUCAUAUAGUACAACUCAAGCAAGCGCUCAGUUCAGUCUGAACGCUACAGCUGCUGCUGCUGCUGCUGCUGCAUGGCGAGUCUCAAGGGCAAAUCCUGCUCUGGCAAUAGACUGCCCCGUCGGAUGCAACGGAUAAAAAUAAUACUCCCCGCGCCUUUUGCAUUGGGAAUACACUUUCUUUGAGAGAACGAGACAUACUGGAUCCUGGCUGGACCUUGGAUUGUAAGAGUGUUUCCCUGACGCUUACUUUUUCCACCCUGAGAGAGAACACCAGGUGUUUUACUAUCUCACCGAAGUGGAAAGUGUGGCCUUGGUGACCUGGGUUUGUUUGGCCUAACUUUCCCAGAAUUACAAGGAAUAAUUCUCUAAUAAACCUUAACACAAACUCCCGAGUUCAACAAGGAGACAGCAGUUUGGCACUAUCCAGGGAUGGUAGAUAACUCCCCAGUUAGCGAGUGGACAUUUCUUCCUUACAGUGGGUCUCCACCCGCCUACCGGCUGUCAGAAAUGGUGACAGACCUGGGCUCCUACCAGGUGAUGCCGUCGCCAUUUUCGGAGGACGACUUGAGCGAGUCUUCGAGCCCUCGUUCCUGUUCUAGCCCAGACUCCCAGGUGCUCAGCUCCAGCUAUGGCAGCAACUCUAGUGCUGAGAGCCAGGACAGCAUCCUGGAUCACCUGCUGUCCCAGGCCUCUUUAGGAGGUGCCAACAGUGUACCAGUAGGGUCUGUGGCACCUGUACCAUUAUCCACUUUCCUCUGGGACUCACGAAGGGAUGAGCCCUCCAAACGUGAGCCCAUAAAGGCCGAAAAUUUUGAUUUCCUCUCCUGGUCUAAUGUGGAUACAGAGGAACAACUUGGAGGGUCCUUCCAGCCCACACUGGAAGAGAUCGAAGAAUUCCUGGAGGAGAAUAUGGAGGUGGUAACGAUGAAGCAGGAGAUCCGAGAGAGUUGCCUCGGGUUGGGAGUGGGACUGGAGGAGGCUCUUGGUCUAGAAGUUGGCCUGGAGUGGGACAGGGAGUCCUCCCCUGAGCCUAAGCUAGAGCCAGAGGCCAAGUAUUCAGACCAAACUGUCCCCACCGCUAGCACUGCUGGCCUGGCCACUGCUGCCUCCAGUGAGACCAAAACUACAUCAGCUAACCCCACACAUGAAUCCAGCACAGGGGCCAAGAAGGAAUCAGCAGAUAGUGGCACAAACAGUAGUGGGAUCAUCCUACAGAUUCAGCCCCUUCAGAUAAAGCAGGAGCCCACAGUAGCUCCUCUUACCCCAGUAGCCCAGCCCCCACAGCCUGCCCCACCCUCAGACAUUAAAAUUGCGCAGCUACUGGUCAACAUCCAGGGUCAGACCUUUGCUCUGGUGCCUCACAUCCUGCCCUCACCCAGCCUUAAUGUCUCCUCCAAGUUUGUGCGCAUCGCUCCUGUCCCAAUUGCAGCCAAGCCUCUUGGGAUCGGGGACAGCUCAGCCAGCCAGGGAUCCGGGAUUCUUGUUGGAAGUCAAAAGUUCCAGAAGAACCCGGUGGCAGAUCUUAUCAAAAUGCACAAAUGCACUUUUCCUGGCUGCACCAAGAUGUACACCAAGAGCAGUCACCUGAAGGCCCACCUGAGGAGGCACACGGGAGAGAAGCCUUUCGCCUGCAACUGGCAGGGCUGUGGAUGGAGGUUUUCCCGGUCAGACGAGCUGUCUCGACACCGGCGGUCCCAUUCGGGUGUCAAGCCCUACCAGUGUCCAGUGUGUGAGAAGAAGUUUGCCCGCAGUGACCACCUGUCAAAACACAUCAAAGUCCACCGCUUUCCACGAAGUAGUCGAACAGUUCGCUCAGCAAUCUGAUGCCCCACUCGGAUCUCUCGUAUCACUGGGAAUGCUGAGAUCACUCAUACAGAAUUAGGCCACCGGAGCAAGGCGUGAGAGUGAAUGUAUGGGUGUGUGCGGACGUGUCUGCGCUUUUGUCAAGUCGGUUUGAAUAUGUGAGUGGAAGCACGCCUUGCUUUUUGUUUCAGCAGUCUGUGAUUGUUCUAAUUUAUUGUACAAAAGUAAACCAACACAGUUACCAUCCUGUAGCUAAAGGUUGUUGUUGUUGCUGUUGGUGCUUUGGUAUGUUGUCCUCCUUAUGUUUGAUCUGUCUUUAUCAACCGACUCAGCAGAAGAUAAGAUAAGCUUAUUUUCAUUCAGUCUGUGACAGCUCUGCUAAUAGCCUUGAGUGUCCAUUCUACCUGGAUAAAACAACUGCCUUUUAUCUUCCUAAUAGCUGCCAAUGUCUCGGACAUUCCUGACCUUAUGCAAUGUUUAGGAAGUCAGAGUGAAGUGAAUUAUGAUAUCAGCUACUACCAGAGUAAUAGCUACCCUUCCUGGGGUCCACAGAGGUUUUUUUCUGUGAGCUUUCUCUGAUAGCUUUGUCUUAGUUUCUGCUGCCUUGUAUCACGGUAUGGUUGAAGAAUACUUUUAUUAUUCGACUUGGUGUUGAUGGACAAGGACACACCUGUUAUAAUAUGUGGACAUGAACUACUGAUGUAACAAAGUAAGGGAAAGCUCACAAUAAGCUACCAGGACUCCUCCCACAUUUUAUUGGACUUUGUGAACCUUGCUUCGACACAGGGAGGAGAAUGACAGAGCAACACAAGAAAUGCAAAAGGGAAACACAAACAAAAGGUUAAGCGCACAGUAAUUGUUAAACAGGCCUUCUGAUCAGUGUUAAAUGAUCUUUGUUCGAGUUUUAUUAAGCUAAGUAAUGUGAACCUUCUUGUUGGUCUUCUAUUUGUCUUGCUUUCCUGGCCUUAUUUUACCACAAAAUCCUUACUGAAGAGCCAAAUGGUUUGGGCAAACACUUCAAUUAUUCAAUUAUCCAUAUUUUAAUGACAUGUAAAGUGACUGCUAAAAAAGGUAUUAUAAUAUGGCCCAUGUCAUGCAGUGCAUAGCCACAGAACUGAAAGUCUCAGUCUGCUAUUAUUAUUUUGCUGACAACUUGACACAAAAUCUGCCUCAACUCUGCUUUAUCUAUUACUGGAGACACCCCGACAGCCUUUGACCUCUGCCUGCAGUUAUGUUACGUUGAGGCGACAUCAAUGGACACACUACACACCAUGGUGCUGAACUAUCAGGAGGAGGGGCUUCUGUAUGUAUCUGUAGAUGUAGUCACAACAUCCCUUUUGAGGCCAUGACACACUUUCUAAUGCCCAAACUGACUCAAACAUUGUUUGCUAAAUGUACCGCGCCCCGCUGUGAAUAUGUAGGGGUGUGACUAUGCCGUCCGUGUGUAAUUCAUGUAUGUAAAGCAACAACAAGCAGGGGUACACAACAUUAUACAUCAUUCCUUUCAUUCAAUUUUUGAAUUUUUAAUGCUUGUGUGAACACAGGUGUUUUACCGCAUCCUAUGAAUGUAUGUAAAUAUGCAGGAGUGUUCAUCGCUGCAUCCAGGAAACAAACAGACACUUCUGAUCUUAAAACAAAUCAGUGGUUAUGAAGAUUUCUAGUGUCAACCCUAAAUGUGUACAUAGCUUAAUGUUUCAGUACAUAUGAAUAUAUUAUAUAUUUUUUCUUUGUUCUAUCCAAGAUGCAUUUACAAAUAAAACUGAAAAGAAACAAC